AUGAAGGCAGCUCUGUCUGGCCCAUCUUUUCCCUACAAACCUUGCUGGAAACUGCUCUCAGAAAUGAGUAAGAGUGGAAAGGCACAAAGAAAGCUGAAAGUGGAAGGCAAAGAGCUCUCAUCUCUGCCAGAGGAACUAUUUAACUUUGAAGACACCCAAAUACUGAAAAUGAGUCCAGAACGGGAGAGCUGCCUCUCCUAUCAAAUGGGCUUUGUCCCCAAAGAGAUCGGCCAUCUAAUGAACUUAACAGCCCUGUACAUUGAUUCCAACAACCUUCAAGAAAUCCCCCCUGAGGUCGGAAUGUUGAAGAAUUUAAAGAGAUUGGUUCUCAGCAACAAUGCUCUGUCCAUCCUCCCUUUGGAACUGGGGAUGCUUCAAAAUUUGCAGAGCAUUCACCUGGCUAAUAACAAUUUCACAAUAUUCCCCUCUGUGAUUUGCCAUUGUCCCAACCUAACAUUUCUAGAUAUCAGCGAUAACAAAAUAGAAAUAAUUCCACCCACCAUCGAGCACCUGAAAAACCUGGAAACAUUAUUAUUGCUGUUUAACCGCAUAAGUAAACUGCCGAAGGGGCUCUGCUCUCUGACUAAAUUACGUUGUUUAUGGCUGGGGAACAAUAACAUACGAGAACUGCCUGACAGUUUCGGGAAUCUUGCGCUGCUGGACUGGGGGGACAAUUACUGCUCAUUUGAUUUAGAUGGGAAUCCACUGAACAAGCCACCAAUAGAGGUUUGCAUGGGGGGACCUCAGCGAAUCAAAGCAUAUUUCUCUUCUUACCAUAACAAUGCUUGUUAUAAUGUGGAUUUCAGGGUUAUUUCAUAA
Xenopus laevis (African clawed frog) is the source of this 819-nucleotide messenger RNA. RefSeq names its product leucine-rich repeat protein soc-2 homolog. The record is from RefSeq and is a predicted model, not a curated record. Bases 1 to 819 code for a protein of 272 amino acids. NCBI's taxonomy places the organism in Eukaryota, Metazoa, Chordata, Amphibia, Anura, Pipidae. The transcript has a single exon.